AGUCAAGGGUGUCGCGGUGACCUUUGACCUCAACCUCGUUGCACAAAUCUUCAUAUCCAUCUUGCUGGCAUUCAUGGAGGCUUGAACUGCUGAGGUCCCUCGGGUCCUCCCCUGUUCACGCCAUUCUGCUCGACCGACCGACCGCGCAGGUUCUAUCACCACAGUUCCUCGCAAUUACCCCGCACCAUUUGCCGACAUAUAACUCUUUCUGAGGACAUGAUAUGGCGACCAACGCAGAGCUGCAGGAGCAAGAAAUCGAAGUGCUCAAGUCGAUCUUUACAGAAAACUUCAUCGAGUGUCCACCACCCACCGUGUGGAAGGGUGCUACCAGCGUCAAAGAAUUUAUCAUCCGAAUCAAUCAUCCCGAUCCGAAGCACCAGCGGAAGGUCAAUUGCCAACUCCACGUUCGACUACCUAAAACAUACCCCCACAAUGCAUCACCCCAGUUUACCAUACAACAGCCCCAGGGCCUUAGCUCUACCCAAGUUACCAAGCUCACCCACGUAAUCAAUACCGCCGUUCAGAAAAGCCGCGGUUCGGAGGCGGUCAUCUUCGACAUAUGUAAUCUCGUAGAAGAUUGGAUCGUAAAUAAUGCCACGCCCAUGCCCGAUGCCCCUGACCUGGCUACUCAGAUGAACAAGAGGGCGUCCGACGAGCAACGAGCGAAGCGCGAGCGCGAGCAGGCCGAAGCCGAACGGGAGCUGGAGCGGAAAGCGAUGAAUGCGCUAGCGGUCAACGCCGAGCUGGAGGCGGAAAAGGCGGAGCGUCAGAAGCAGCAAUCCCAACAAGAGCGUACCAUGGCUCGCAGCAGGGCGUUCUCGGACGCAACCGCGGUGCCUUCAGAACCGGCGAGCGACACCCCUACCUUGGUCUUCGACGAGUACGUCGCCGUAGACGGCGUGAAGUUCAACUCAGUCAGACUCUUCCAUCCACGCCAAGAAGGCCUCGGUACCACCUAUUUCGCCGAACCGGUUUGCGACGAGGCUACCGCCAAUGUCCUGCUCGAGGUGCAUAUUGUCAAUUUCGAGUCCUCGUACUACAGCACGUCGCCCGGGCGAAAGAAGCUCCGGAAUCUCGUCGAUGAGAUCAAGCGGCUCAUCCGGUUCGAGCAUCCGCAUGUGCAACGCGUAUAUGCCUGUAAGCUUACGAUGCCGAAUGCUGCUAUGGCUUCGAGACUCGCGGUUCUGAGCGAGAAGCGGCCCAAUAUGAGCUUGUUGGACGUUCUGGGAGACAACGACACCCUGAAAGAAGAGAAAGCAACCAUGUACCUCAAGCAGAUAUUGAAAGGGUUACGCGCACUCCACGAAGCGGAACUGUUGCAUCGCGGCGUCAGCCUUGAAUGUGUCUUCCUUGGUCAGCACGAACGUGCGACCGGUACACGCAUCGUCAAACUCGGCAGAGCCGGGUGGCCGGUGCGCAUCACGGACUUGCAUCGCUCCAAUCCGAUCUCAGACGGUGUUCCGUUGCCUGCCGAGGAGUUGCCGCUUCCCGAAGGCUGGCUCUCCCAAGAACUCGUGGAGUCUCCACUAGAACAUAAGAAGAUCACGGACGUGUACUACACCGGCGUCCUGCUUCUGCAGAUGCUCAUGGGUCGAGAGGUCGUCACCAAGUACCCGACACCCUAUGUUGCGCUCCAGUAUUCGGACAUUUCUCAGCCGCUUCAGCGAUUCAUUACGAAAACGCUUGGAAUGCCCUCCUACAGCAGAGCUCCGUGCGACACCCUUCUGUCUGAACUCGUUGAAGUCGGUAUCCAGCGCUCCCUAUCACCAGUCGUAACGACCUCGACUCCAACGGCCACGCCCCCGAUGGCAAUAGCUGGCGCCGGCCCGCGUACUCCUCAGCCUGCCAUGUUUUCUGGGUCCCCGGUGCAUGAUUACUUCCCUGCCGCCGUGCAGCGUUAUAGUCGGUACAAGAACGACUUCGAGGAGCUCGAAAUCAUCGGAAAGGGUGGUUUCGGGUCUGUUGUGAAGGUCCGGCAUAGGGUCGAUAACAAGAUCUACGCAGUGAAGAAGAUCAAGCUCCGGCCCGGACAGAGUACAGGCAAAAUCAACCGGGAGGUCGAGGCCUUGAGCCAGCUCACGCACCCAUACAUCGUCCGCUACUAUAACUCGUGGGUGGGCGAGCCCGAGCCGGAGCGAUUUCCAAACCCGAACUCGGAUGAGGAGUCCUACGGCGACGACACCACGGCGGACGGGAUCACCUCCGUCCAGGCGUCCCGGUCGAACUCGAACCAGACCCCCUCCACUUUCGACAGCAGCGGGAGCGACUUCUUGAAGCCCAACCUCGACGAUCUCACGUCGCGGACUGCGUCCGGGAGCAACUACACAUUCCCCACGAUACUAUUCGCUCGGUCAAGCUCAGGCGGGAAUAGUGCGAACGGAUCUUCGGACGAGGAAGAUGAUGAUGAGCCAGGCGAGGACGAGCUCAACCUUGGUAUCGACGAUGACUUGCUUGCGCCGAACGGCCCUGGAAACUCCUGGGCCCUGGCGCAUCGUCGGCCUCAGCCCGAACCACCCCGGAUGAUGUUUAUACAUAUGGAGUUCAUCGAGCGGCAAACACUUCGCGAGCGUAUCGAAGAAGGGCUCGACGAGAAGGAGUGCUGGAGGCUUUUCAACCAAAUUGUAGAAGCACUCGUGCACAUGUACAGCCAUGGAAUCGCUCAUCGUGACAUUAAGUGUGCCAACAUUUUUAUUGAUGCAAAGGGGGACUGCAAAGUCGGUGACUUCGGACUUGCGACAAUGAGUUCGGUCGCUGCUGGUCCGUCGGGUUUGUCGGCCAAGGCAGCCGUUACGCAGAACGAGAUGACACUCGAGGUUGGAACACGACUAUACAUCGCGCCCGAGGUGCUCUGCCCUUCAGGUGGUCGUCGAGAUUGGACCAAGGUAGAUAUGUACAGCCUAGGGAUCGUGUUUUUCGAGAUGAACCACCCGUUCUCGACGCAAACCGAACGUGUCAAGGUGAUCGAGAGCAUAAGAAAGCCAGAGAUAGAAUUUCCGGACACCUGGGAUGGCAAGAGGACCAGACAACAUGAUAUCAUCAAGUGGCUAUUGCAGCAUAAGCCUUCUGACCGGCCGUCAGCUGUUGAGCUGACUCAAAGCUCACUGUAUCCAUCUUUCUUGGGAGAUGAGCAAGUGAAGACUGCAAUGAAGAAAAUAGUCACCCCGGACUCGCCUCAUCUCCAGGUCCUUCUGGCCGCGUUGUUCGACAUGCCUGCGAAGCGUGCGCGGGGAUACUUGUACGACUCCGACGUAGAGUUGCCUGAGCAGACGACGCUGGACGGGGUGGUCGAGGAGCGGCUCAUCGACAUCUUCAAACUCCACGGUGCCAUACACGGAGAGCCCGCGCUGCUUCUGCCGCGCAUGAACACCGAAGAUGAAUCGAAGCGCGCCGUUUUCUUAGACAAGCAAGGCGAAGCUGUAUAUUUACCCGAUGAUAUGAUCGUACCCUUCGCUCGAUUGGCCGCGAGGGCAGGACACAAGCGAAUUAAACGAUAUCAUAUCGGCGAUGUGUUCAAGCCGGACACGCUGCCAGUCCAUCCGAAGACUUCGAAAGCUGCCGUGUUCGAUAUAAUCACACCGGAUACAGUUCUUGGCCCUGCCGUCGCCAUUGCGGAGGCAAUCACGGUGGUCUACGAAACUCUUGAGAGCUUCCCGGGUCUUGCCACGAGUUACGAUAUCCACAUAUCGCACUCAAUGAUCAUCGAUGCCACCCUGAACCGUGUACCCGCCAAUCUGAGGGAAUCAGUGGUUGAAAUCCUCAUGCAGCUGCGCUCCACCGCUCCACAGAAGCGCGCGUUGCUUCUGAAAAAGGGUUUGCCCCGAAGUACCGCCGAUGAACUAGAGGUCAUGUCCGAAGCAGACACGGACGUGGACUCCGUAUUGGCCAAGCUUGGACGCAUCUCGCCCACACUGACCAAGCUGAUCACUCCCAUGGCCGAGGAUAUUCGCUCCGUUUUAUCCUAUGUUGCGCUAGCCGGCGUGCCCGUGAACAUAUACUUCCGUCCCUUGAUGCUUAGCGAUCACCAUAGGAAGACCUUCAGGAACGGCGUCUGCUUCGAGGUCAUCAAACGCAACAAACGCACAGACGUCCUCGCCAUCGGUGGACGAUACGACACCCUCAUAUCCACCUUCACUCCGCCGAACCCGGACGCGCCGGCCACGUACGCAUGCGCGGUCGAGAUCUCGUUCGAGAAGAUCACGGCCGCGCUGGCGAUCUACCAGAACGCGACCGUGAAGAACCUGAUCAGGGAUCAGCGCUCCUUCGGGUUCUGGUCCCCGCGCCGGUGCGACGUGUACGUCGUGAGCUUCACGCCCGGGCAUAUGCAGGACAGGCUGGAGGUCGCGGCUUUGCUGUGGAGGCAUAACAUUAGCGCCGACGUCAUGUACGAGUCCGGGGUCGCGGACGCGGAGAAUCAUGUAGCGCAGUGUUUGGAGGAGGGCAUCUUGUUCAUCGUUUAUCCUCGGGCUCGGAUGGCCAAUAAGCGAGACGUCCCGGCGUUCAAGGUGAAGAGUGUACUCAAGGGCACCGAGUAUGACCUCUCGAAGCACGAACUCGUGGAAUGGCUUCAAGAGCAAAUCGCGGAACAGAAGCGCAUCGACGCGACGACGUCCGGGGUGAUGAAGAACUUCGAUGCGCCAGCAAGUGGGGUCGCCAGCAAGGAGCCUACCGCCUCCAAGCCGGACGUGCAGCUGCUGCUCCCUAUGGAGGUCAAGAAGCAGCGCAAGACGACGAAACAUAUGUUCACUGAGCGAGCUUUCGACGUCGCUACGGAAGUCAAGACCUCUAUACAGAACGGCAUCACGACUCUCGCCGUCGACGUGCCGAGCUCCGUGUUUGACAUCAUGACCCGCAACGCGGCCUGGCUUACGGACGAGGACGUCUGGCGAUCCUUGCUGGCCGCUUUCCCGAUACCUCAGCCUGGCUACGCCCAACAGGUUCGCCAGGCGGCGCUGAACCGCAAGGCGGACGGUCAGCGAUAUCUGCUGCUGGUAUCGGUCAGAGACGAGCGAGUCGGGUUGCUGACUCUAGGAUGAUGCUACGAUUUGCUACGACUCGAACCGAACGGACGAGAUGCAGGCACGUUUUCACGAUCAAGGGACUGUUCUACAACGGCACAAGUAUAUUCUACUGCUACACACACAGACUAUUUAUUUCAGUCAUAUCAGCCAUAUCAUGUCGAUACCCGUGUCGCCUUCACGCCGACGAGAAUGUACGCAUACAAACAGGGGCUUUUCGUUCACAAUCCCAAUGUUAUUCUCAGAUU
This is a messenger RNA of Punctularia strigosozonata HHB-11173 SS5, 5263 nucleotides long. RefSeq names its product Serine/threonine-protein kinase. Gene Ontology annotation, molecular function: protein binding; ATP binding; eukaryotic translation initiation factor 2alpha kinase activity. NCBI's taxonomy places the organism in Eukaryota, Fungi, Basidiomycota, Agaricomycetes, Corticiales, Punctulariaceae. Bases 222 to 5033 code for a protein of 1603 amino acids. The transcript has 23 exons. The record is from RefSeq and is a predicted model, not a curated record. Gene Ontology annotation, cellular component: cytosol. Gene Ontology annotation, biological process: regulation of translational initiation by eIF2 alpha phosphorylation; DNA damage checkpoint signaling.